UUGUUCAGUAUGUUCAUUUCCUUCAUAUCGCUUACAUGGAAAUACACAAUCACGCGCACAUCUCUCUUGUAGCAAGUAGGAUAUUAAAUAUUUUAAAUAAAACCAACCAAGUUCCAAGUAUUCCAAUUUUAUCAGCAUUUUUGUUUUGUUUAGUUCAAAUACGUAUUUUGUCAAAAUAACGAGAAAAUUACCAAAAAUAAAUUAUACAAAAGUAUUGAAACAAAGAGUGUGAGAAAAAAAAACAGUUUUCCAUUUUUCUAUGUUUGCGCACACAGUGUCGAGCUUCGGAGAAAAUUAAACGAAGUUUUGUUUUUCUCUACCACGAUUCGCAGGCAGAUAAUCAAUGUAGCCAAAAAGCUAAAUACCAAAUAACAUACCCUUUUUUUGCAAACAAACCGUGCAAUAAUAAACAGUGAUCUUGUUAAGCCAACGGGUGUCACUUCAUCAUGGAAGGGCAUCGAUGAGAAAAGAAAAAUUGAUUUUUUGUGUCUUAUAAAAAAAAAGAACCGAAUUUAACUCAACAACAAAAGAAACCAAUUGAAUUGGAAUUAUUUUGAAUGCUUUUGGUUAUUAUUUUGUGCGAAAAAAAAAUUCGAUGUGAAAACCAUAUUGUUAUGUGUGCAGACAUAAAUCGCAUUUAAUUCAUGAACGAAACCAUUGUGAACAGUGAAUUUCCAGUACGAGCUUUCAAUCAACGUGUUCUUCAAAUUUGACCAUAAUCGCAUUAUUCGUGUGAGCAAAAUGCAUGCAGUGGCAGGAAUUCAUUCGGCUAUGGCCAUCAAACGGCAACGACAUCGACGAGAAAUGGCGGCACGAGAACGUGAACGACGCUUGAGUACACAUAGUUCCGAAAGUGGUGAUACCCAUCAUUCAUUUCAUGGUUCAACGCGUCGAAAACAUCGUCCCAAUGCCAGCGGAACACAUGGCAGCACAAUGCUUGAUACAAAAGUCGUAACAAGCAUUGGAAUGCUACACAUUGGUGUUGUAUUCUUAGUAUUUGGUAUAUUUUUGCUGGGCGCUGGACUGUUACCAAAUGAUGUGAGCGGUGUGGGGGCUCCUGGCAAACCAAUGAUAUGGUGGAACGAAUUAGUGGCGACUGGAUUAUUCGCGGUGAUUUUAGGAAUCUUUUUGAUAGUGCUAAAUUGUUUGAUAAGCAAACGCGAAGAAGAUGACUUAGAGGAAUAUGUACAACGACAAUUGACCCGAUCAAGAAGCGGCCAUAGAUUGGAACGUGAUCUUGAAACGGGCGGUUUAACAACACGACACAAUCGACGCAUGAAACAAACACUCACAACGGCCGACGAACUAUCACAUUCCAAAUCAAAUAUAACACCCAUUACUAGUGAAGUAGCUACCCCGACUACACCAAACGAAAACGGGACGACUGGCGAGAUGCUGCUUGAAAAAAUCCUCGAAGAAGAUAGCAACUUUGAUGAUCGACAACAACGUGAAUAUCUGACACAUGAACAUGAACACGAUAAAAAACAUUUGCUGGGCAAUGGACAUACGGUUACUGUGCAUGUAACACGUAUCUAAGCAAACAAAAUUACGAAUUCAUGAAUUUUCAAGAAAAUCGUACACAACAUUCAUACACAUAAUAUAGCCGACGAAAAAUGGAUGAAAAUGAAAGUGGAGGAAAGUAAGUUAAAAUAAUAUCCAUGGUUUCCAACUCUCUCUCGCACACACAUAUUAUUAUUACUAUUAUUAUUAUCCGCAUUUUCGGUUUCUACCGCUGAAAGUGUAUUAGUUAAGGUUAGUUUGAGCUUAUAGCAUUUAUCAUAAUAACAUACAACGGCGAGAAAAGUUUCAUUACAUUUAAAAGCUCAUUGAUUAGGCAAUGAUGCGGUUAGGUAAAAAUUUCCGGCAUCGCUUUUGCUUUGUGUCAAUAUUAAUUUGCAAAAUCAUAAGCAUCGACAUGAUACUUAACUCAAUGAAUUCAAUUUUGUAUGUUGUGAAAUGGAUGUCAUUAGAUAUUAAAUGUAACACACAAUCGAAACAUAAUGAUAGGUAAUUUGGAUGCUAUCAUUUUUUUUCGAAGCUCCACCCACAUUUUGACCGCAAUGUAAUCGAUCGUCAGCUCCAAUUUGGUUCACACUUUUGUGUGAGAUAGAUAUAGAGUCUAUCUAUCUGAUGAAAAAAAAAACAUAUAACAUAGUGAAAAAUAAAUGGAUGCAAAAAACAUCAAGCACACAUACAGUGUGGAAAUGAUGUAUGUCAUUUUGAAUAGGUAAUAAAUCACCAUAGACAAAAUAGAAAAUUUCAUCCCUGGCGUCGCUAGCCUCUUUCAUUCGAUUUCUAGUUUUGUAUAUGGUUACAGCACAAAUUUGGCAAGAAAAAAAAAACAUUUACUCAACUUAUUUUAAGUAUGUUAAUAUCAUCAUGGCAAUUUAUAUUGCUGGAAAACUCUAAAUUAAUUUUUAAAUAUAGAAAAUUCUAUUAUAUCAUUUCCUUGAGCUUCAUCGCAAGGACUAGUCGAAUUCAUACCCAAUUAGAUUGAACUCGAACCAAUUUACUGAAAAUCAAGGUGUAAACGUAUCGAGCUAAUAUUGAUAGCACAAAACCACGACCCUCGCUCAUGUUUCGUAUAUAUCUGCUCCGGCGAAUUUGCAUUUUAGCUAACUUGAUUGGCAAAAACUUUAGUCAAAGUAUAUAAAUUAUUGAUUUGAUUUGGAAUUUUAUUAAAAGAAUUUUAGAAACUUUUCGACUAAAAAGUACUUAGACGAAAAUUGUGCGCAUUAUAAAUGUAAUUACGUUCGAUUCGGGAGAGAAAAUAUGAACCGUAUUUUUUUCAAUUGAAACCUGUACGAUGUGAACUCUGUAGUGUCUUUCCAGUAAAUCGGUGGAUCCAUAACAAAAAAAAAGAACCGCUCAUUCCUUAUGUAUCGUACACUUUUACGCGCUGUUCUGCUCUAAUAAUAAGUGCUAAAAAAUUAACAUACAUACGUUUCAUAUAACACGAUAAAAGCCUGUAUGUGAACGUGCUUAUUUAACAAAUUUAUAACUAAAUGCCUACUUACUACAUAAAUCAACAUAAUAUUUAAAUGGAAAAUCAUAUAUUCGUAAUAAGCCUGUAUGUAUUGUAAAAUUCUUUGAGCCUUAAAUUAUUUCGGUUUUUCUUUUCAAAUUAAUGAGUAAGGAUUUAAAACAUAUAAAUAUAUAUCUAACUAAAUUACAUGGUUCCAGAUAUACUUUGUGCCAGUAACUAACAAAUAACUAUGAUUAUGAUAUGAAUGAACGUUGUUUGCAACAUAUUAUGAAUUUUUCAAAAUCAAUAAUUGCACGUUACCUUUGCUCCGUACAAACUAAAUACACAAAAAAAUAUAUAUUAUAUUCAUUGGUCUUUUGCCAAGGGCCAAUUUCUCUACUAUUUCUCUAUCUUGUUCGUCCUAUAACGCACUUACAAUAUCAGCCGUCAAGGAAUCCUGUAAAGAAGCAACAGCUUUCGUAAUCAAAUCAAGUGGAAUGAUCUGUAAGGACAUAUUUUGUGACUUAUGACAGACGCAUUAAAACACCGUUGCUAGACUCUAUUUAUACGUGGACACAAGAAAAAACACGAUUUGUAACAUAAGGGUGAACAAGUUUGGCAUAUUUUCCUUGAACGUGUCACAUAUAUUUUUCUUUUGGCGACACAGUUGAAGUGAUGGUUAUUUGCCAUCAAUUUCCGAAUCCAUUUUGUUGGCGAAACACAUGAAAAAAAAUCUUUUAAAUCGCUCAACUCUUCAGUGCAAUCGAUAAAGCUGCUUCAGGAAAAUAAGUAGUAAUUUUCGUCCAAAAAUUGACGAUAAAACAACCUUAAAUAAAUUGGAAAUUGAAAACGAGAUUAAAUCUCAAUUUAGAUGUUUCGUUAUGUUAUAACAUAAUAUUGCAUUCGAAUUGUAGCGCAUGGGAAUAUCCAAAUUGAAUUCAAAAAUGAAUCGAAAAACCCAUAUGCAUCACUGAAUUUUUUUUUUUGGUUGAAUUGCAAAGUUACAAUGCAAUUUUCCAAUGGUAUUAAAACUCGUAAUGAAAUUAUAAAGUUUAUUUUAUGAGCAUAAACGGAUUCGCAUAUGGUUGGAAAAUGUGUAUUGAAUUCAUAUUUCAUGAUAAUUUGUGUUCACCAGAUUUUAUAGCAAAAAUUUGUGAUUUGCAAUCAAUCCUGCAUUCUUUUUUAUGUAAAUUAACAUAAUGAUAACGAUUUUAAUCCAUCUUCUUAAUGCCAAGGAAAAUAAAUAGAGCAUAGAUUUUAUUUAUUCUAACUGAAAAUAUCAUUCAACCACACACACCAACACAACAUACAAUCAUACACAUCAAUAUCAAUAUAAGUAAGGAAAGUUUUUUGACCAGUUCUGCGAAUAUACAUACACAGAUACACAAUUUGAAAUGUUUUCAAAUCAAAUUUUAACAUAUUUAGGAUGAAAUUGAUGAAAACAACAACAUAACAAAUCUAUUUCAUAAGAAUACAUUAGAAUCUAUUUUUUACUUAAGCGACUUAUGACAUUUUAAAUGCACAUCCUCUUAACUUUUCGGUUAGCCAAACGCAUUUCAUUGUACAUUAGAUUUAAAUAACUAAAAAUAUUCUAAUUAGGAAUUUGUUUUAUAUAUAUUGUAAACACAAAAUCCAAAAUAUUGUGCUAAAUUGAAACGACUAGUGAUUAAACAUAAUUUUUGUUUUUUAUGUAUAUUUUCACGGGACUAUACUAUGUUUCCGCCUUUUUUUCUUUCUCUCUCUUUCUCUAUAUCUAUUUAAUCGCUGCACUACAGCGUGUUGACGACUAUUUUCUUUUUUUUAUUUCAUUUGUAGUUAGUGCUCUGAAACAUUGAUUUUAACGAUUUAAACACACGAUGUUAAGAGAAUAUAAGGUGCAAAAUGCAAUUUAUUAAUGAAAAUGCAUUUCAAAAGUUAAAGAGAAUGAUUUCGCGCUUGCAUUCACUUGCGCAAUUAAAAAUGUGAAAUAAAUGUCAACAUGAGGAUGUGCACAUGAAAUUUUCGUUUAAUGCGAACACGAAAUCAUCGAAUAACGCAAUAAAUUUGGUGCAGAAUAAUGCAUUCAACUCUGAAUAAUUCCGUUGACACCUUUUACCUUUGUAAAACGCGCAUUUGAAUUUAAAUGUCACGGAUAUUGUCGGAUAACUGCCCUAAUGCAAAAGAAUGUGAAGAACGUUCAUAGAUUUGAACAAAAAUUCAAUUCGCACCAAAUGCGUUGUACCAAAACUGGAAUGCUGUAGAAACUAACCAGUGUAAAUGUGUUGUGAGCUACCUUGAAAACAUUCGAAUGAACACACAGCUACACACUUUUUUCCUCACUCAUUCAACUCUCUUGCGCUUUGAUUUCAUCUGGCAGCAAAGCGCCAGAGUGAAUGCUCACCACAUUUCACUGAUUCGUUUUGAUAACUGAACCAAAAUGAAAUAAAAAUAAAAAACAACAACAAAUCUAGUGAAAUCUUCAUGC
Messenger RNA from Contarinia nasturtii (swede midge), 5429 nucleotides. RefSeq lists its product as uncharacterized. NCBI's taxonomy places the organism in Eukaryota, Metazoa, Arthropoda, Insecta, Diptera, Cecidomyiidae. The transcript is spliced from 4 exons. Bases 742 to 1536 code for a protein of 264 amino acids. The record is from RefSeq and is a predicted model, not a curated record.